CAAGUCGUCUUCGGUGACGUAGGAAAAGAGAAACAGGAAAUCUGAAACUAAAAAUUCGAAGCUUUUCAAGGAAACGGUGGCUAAUCUUCGAGGAUAAAACACCGGCUUCCACCGACACAACAUUAUUUCUGCUGUCGAGGAGGCGCAUGUGUGUGCUGUCAGCGGCUUUGCUUUUGUUUGGCACCCCCAAACACUACAGAUGGCUUGCUUUGAAAGCAAUAAGGGGAGCUUGGAGGAGGACAGCUAUGAAGGAGCAGUUGGUGGAGAGCUGUCCGAAUGUGCCUUGGCAAUGCUGGAAAAAGAAAAGGAAUCCCCUUUAAGCCCGUCAGAGAGUCCUAGCACCUUAAUUAACAGUUCAUCCCUUCAGGGCUAUGAUGUGGAGUUUGACCCACCCCUCGAGAGCAAAUAUGAGUGCCCUAUCUGCCUGAUGGCGUUGAGGAAUGCCAUUCAAACGCGCUGUGGUCACCGGUUUUGCAAGAGCUGCAUUGAGAAGUCCAUUCGUGAUACAGGACAGCGGUGCCCUGUGGACAAUGAAAUGCUGUCAGAAGACCAACUGUUUCCUGAUAACUUUGCCAAAAGGGAGAUUCUAUCGCUGACUGUUCGCUGUCCAAACUCUGGCUGUGCCGACAAAAUGGAGCUCCGGCAUUUAGAGAAUCAUUUGGCCAUGUGUGAGUUCGCCACUGUGCCUUGUUCGCAGUGCCAGCAGCCUGUGAGAAAGAGCUACCUAGAGGAGCACAAAACUGAUGAGUGCCAAAGAAGGCCUAUGUCAUGCCCAGACUGUGUGGCAUCCUUUGUGUUUGAGGAGAAAGAGCUACAUGAGCAGCAGUGCCCGUUUGCCAGCGUGAGGUGCCAAUACUGUGAGUUGGAUCUUAUCAGAGAGCAGAUGGAAUCCCAUUAUGAUACAGAUUGUCCAAAAGCACCCAUUGCCUGUAACUUUAGCAUGUUUGGAUGUAAGGAAAAGAUGCAGCGCUAUGACCUGGCUCAGCACAUGCAGGACUUCACUCAGAUGCAUAUGCGCUACAUGGCAGAGUUUUUGCGUAGCCUCAGCCUCAACGGCACCUCACCUAAACCCCACCGAACACUAGGGCCUUCCAUUUCCUCUGAGGAUAUUGGUGCUGCAGCAUCAAUGCCGGCCUACGGUGGGCUCAGAGCAGCUGUGAGCUGCAGCCCAGCUGCAUGUCAGCCCAGUGAGGUGAUGCAGAUGCUCAGAGAGAUGGAUGGCCGUUUGGUGAAGCAGAAUCACCUGCUGUGUGAGGUGACCAUAUUACAAAGGACCCAAACAGGGCACCUUGCGGAGCUCCGGCGUAGGGUCUCAAUGCUGGAGGAAACCAUAAAGGAGCUGGAGGCCGAGCAGUGCCACGGUAUUUUCAUCUGGCGCCUCAAAGGUUUCUCUGCCCUCAUGCGCAACCAAGAAGCAGGCCUGCCAGUGGUUGAGCACAGCCCCGGCUUCUACACGGGCCGUCCCGGCUACAAGCUGUGUCUCCGCUUACAUCUGCAGACACCCAACGCCCCACGCUGUUCCAACUAUAUCUCCCUUUUUGUCCACACUAUGCAAGGAGCUUUCGAUGGUCAGCUGACUUGGCCCUUUCAAGGGACGAUCCGGCUUGCCAUAAUAGACCAGGGACCUGAGAGUCAGCAUCACAUGGAGGUCAUGGAGACAAAGCCAGACCUGCAAGCCUUCCAGAAACCCAUAAAUCCACGCAAUCCCAAAGGAUUUGGCUACGUCACCUUUAUGCACCUGCAACAGCUGAAUCAGAGAGCUUAUAUAAAAGAUGACACUCUGCUGAUCCGCUGUGAGGUUACACCGCGCUUUGAUAGCUCGUUUCAUAGGGAGGGACCAGUCGUACAGCCAAGAGGGCCUGAAGCAUCGCUUUCAAGAGAAUAAGGUCAAGCUUCUUUGUAUGGGAUUGUUGUCAUGCCAGUUGUAUACAGCACAACUACCACCGUUUAAGUAUUGCCUGUUUAUUAUGAAGCAUUCACUGUAGAAAUGCGAAAACCAAACCCCACUUUCAUUCAUCAAAGUGAAUCUUCUGAUAUUUAUUUGUUUUCCAAUGUCUGAAUAUUUGUUGUUUUCAUGAAUGUCUUUUAGAGCCAUCUGUGUAGUCCUCUUAAAACCUGAUCUGAUUUAAUCUGGGGGUUUGUUUGAUGCUUGUGAGCAGGUAUGGUACGAUUUGGGACUGAUGUGUUUUUGGUUAACGGUUAAAAAAAUGAUUUGAUUACCACUAUGCCGCCGUUUUUAACUAUGGAUCUCGGGCAUACAUUAAUUUGUGGAAAUAUUUCUAGGUAACAUAUUUUAUCGCAGCGCUAAUAAUUGCAUCACAUAUGAACAACUGUCACUAUCAAUAUGUAUUGACCUCUGAUUCUAAUCAGUGCUUUAUAAACUGUAACGAUAACAGAUUGUUUUACAGUUGUUAGAACAUGUUAGGACUGAAAAUAUCUUUGUCACAAGUUACAACUAAGAGCAUAUUUUGGAUCUAAAUCUAAAUAUAAUGACAAUUUACUUGGAAUGUGGAGUCUGCCCACUACGUUCAACACAUUUAAAGUUAUCAUGUGGACCUGAUGAAUUUUAAGACUAUCUACCUGUGUAAGAUGCAUUUUAAUCAAUCCUUAGUUUUAAAAAUAAAUGUUUUUUUGGCAAAGUACUGAAAUAAAGUUGUUCAAUUAAAA
This is a messenger RNA of Girardinichthys multiradiatus, 2667 nucleotides long. RefSeq names its product TNF receptor-associated factor 6 (gene traf6). The transcript has 8 exons. Gene Ontology annotation, molecular function: zinc ion binding; ubiquitin protein ligase activity; tumor necrosis factor receptor binding. The coding region runs from base 200 to 1885 and encodes 561 amino acids. NCBI's taxonomy places the organism in Eukaryota, Metazoa, Chordata, Actinopteri, Cyprinodontiformes, Goodeidae. Gene Ontology annotation, cellular component: plasma membrane signaling receptor complex. The record is from RefSeq and is a predicted model, not a curated record. Gene Ontology annotation, biological process: positive regulation of JNK cascade; interleukin-1-mediated signaling pathway; tumor necrosis factor-mediated signaling pathway.